CGUUUCCCUCUCUCCCAUCGCUUUGCGGCCCAGGUAUUAACGGGCCCGCCGGCUUGCUGCGAACGCCAUACGCCCGCUGCCAGUGGCACGCUCUUCUUGACACCGUUUUUGUUCUUUCUCCUCGCUAGGAAGGUCUUCGUCCUCCGUUCCUGACUCGUCACUGGAGGCGACGACACCGUAAUCGUGUCAGGCUCAUUCGGAGCCACUCCACGUUCUUCGCAGAGUACAAGUGACUUCGCCGCGGCCGACAGUUUUAAAAAUUUGCCGGUCCUUUAAGUCUACCUGGGGUCUUCAUCAGGACAAGAUGCAGCGUAUCACCUUAAAAAGAGCAGCGAUCAUCGCCGUCCUCGGCUCGUGUUUCGUCGUCCAUUGUCUAGCCGGCCCUGCAAAUAGGCAGCCCAACAACCUCGUUGACGGCGGUGCACCGGGUCCCGGCGACGUCGUACCCGAAGGCGUAGCGAAGGCCAGCAACGACUUCGGCAUAGCCCUGUACCGGGCAUACGCCAACGCCAGCGCGACGGGCAACCUCUUCUUCUCCCCGUGGAGUCUGAGUCGCGUGCUCGCCAUGGUCCUGCUGGGGGCCCGCAACGAGACGGCAGCCGAGCUGUCCCGGGCCCUGGCCGUGGAUCACUUUGAGGACCCGGCGGCGGCGUUCACGGCGCAGCGCAAGCUUGCCAAGCACCUGCUGACCAGCUCGAGUGAGCUAGCCUCGACCAGCAUAGCGCUCACGCGGGCUGGAGACCCUGUGUCUCCGGAGUACCGGGCCAACCUGGACCAAUACUUGGACGACGGCGGUGUCAUGGAGGUGGACUUCUCUCGUUCGGAGGACCUGCUCAGCAAAGUCAACGGCGAAGUGUCUAGGCUCACAGGAGGUCGCAUUAAAGACGCCUUACGAAGGUCCCCUGACCCUCUGAGCAAACUGCUUCUGCUCAACGCGGUCCACUUCCGUGGCGUCUGGGAGAAAGCGUUCAACCCGAAUGACUCCUUCGAUGGCAUCUUCCGCGGGGCCACGCGCAACACUCCCGUACGCAUGAUGAGCGGCAAAGGCAAGUUCCCGCUGGCGUACGAAGGCAACGCGUACGUCCUCGAGCUCCCCUACACGGGCGAGAGCAGCCUCGUGAUCGCCCUGCCCAGACGCCGCAACCAGAAGGACCUCAGCGACAUCGAGUCCCGGCUCGAGGACAUCCUCGUGUCGGCCAGGCCCGAGCUGCGCUCCAUCGAGGUCGAGUUGCCCAAGCUGACGGUGCGCAGCAGCCUGGACCUCAAGGAGCCCCUGAAGAAGUUGGGCGUCAACGCUCUCUUCUCCGAGCACCACGCCGACCUGAGUGGCAUGCAGGCCGAAGGAGGCCUGUACGUCGAAGACGUGCACCACGGCGCGGCUCUCGAGCUCGACGAGAAGGGCACGGUGGCGAGCGCCUCGACGGUGGCCAUCAUCGUGAGCCGCAUCGGCACGCCCCGCUUCUCGGCUGACCGGCCCUUCGUGUUCGCCAUAAAGCACAGGCCGACAGGUCUCCUGCUGUUCGUCGGUCGCGUCACCGACCUCUGAGAAGACCCAAGGCUGGCUUCUUCGAAGUCCGGGAAAUGUGUAUAACGUUAUGCACUGAUGAUAAGCAAAGUGUGCCCGUUUGUGACCCGUACUGGCACACUGACGGGGGACGUCACAGUGCUGCGCCAAUAGAGUAUCGCGCACUGUGUUGUAAGGACGUAUACCUAGAUGCUGCCUUUGUUGUACUUAGCCACCGAUAAAAUAUUUUCGGUCUAUACUGAUCAAGGGUGACACAUGUUCGAUGGACAAAUAUUGAGACUUCUCAAGCGGAAGAAGCAAAGGCGAGAGCUCAGCUGAAAUUUGUCGAGAGUUCAUUUUGCGGGUAAGACGCCUCGUUACACUAUACGGCACUGCCGGGCCUGGAAACAAACCAACCAUUGGCUGCUUUGGUAGUCCACUUCAGGUUUUAUUGUCGAACACAAAAUUGUUAGUACCAAUAGGGCUCUCUGCGUGUUAAGAGGUGUGUUGUAACGCUGCUAACAAUGCGGGGGCGUCGACAAAUACUCCAACGUUUAAAAAAAUUGGAUUCGCACUUACUUGAGCUUGUGAAUAGUCUUAAUAGGAAAUAGAAAAUAUAUUCUUGAAUAAAAAAACUAAAAAAACCCGGCCACAUUUGUCUGAAGAUAUUAAUCACGACACAUUACGGGCCAAGCAGAUCUAGUGCUUGUGUAUGCGUUAGCGGUUUUCGUUGGAAAGUUGUGCUUCAGAUCAAAGCAGUUAGCCAGGCAGAACACUGAAAAAAUCGGUUUGUAGUUGAGUUUAUGAAGGUGCAUGAUUGAUAGACAAGUAGCAAGCUGAAAAGAAGAAAACACGGUAACGAGGUAUAGGAAAGGAGGCUGCAGAAAACAGAGGUGGCGUGAAUCGAACUUGUUGUCCCAUCAGUGUCUGAGGUGGGAACAGUGCUGGACACGCCUGCCAAUAGAAUUACUUUUUCUUUGUAUAGUUUAUGGUGCUAUUACAAGAAGCGGCUGUGCCGCAAUCGUGCUGUAAAUAUGCGUGUAAUGUAAUUACAAUAGAACAACGGUCCAUACAUAUUUAAUGUGAUGCAAUAUUUUGCAGCUAAAUAUGAUACAGAUGUAAUUCGCAUGGCUGCUCCCAGAGGGAUGCUUUAGCAGCGAUGCGUCACCCUACAGCAGCAUCGCUGCUGUAGGGGGACGUGCCUUUCUGAAGAAAUUGACCAGUGUUACACGGUCUAUGCAGAAACUUGCUACUUUUUUCAUCUGUGUGUAAAGACGAGUAUUUUUACUUCGCGCACCCAUGUACUUUGCCAAAGAUCUUUAUACGAGUAUGUUUGCAAUUAUUACACAAGAAAUUAUCGUGAAUCUGAAGAUGAAAGUUGUCAUGUCUACGUGUGAUGAGUGUGUCUGCUGCGCAUGUUGAUGUUAAAUGUAUUUUUUCCCGCGUUUUUGCUUUUGAAUAUUGUGGUGACGUCUUGCGUGUAAACGUGUCGGUAAAAAAAAAUUACUGCAUUAAGUAGUUUAGUUUAUUUUGGCGUCCUGUUAAACAUAGCUCCACGCUUUAUGGGCAUAUGUAGCCAAUAGUUGUGCUCGUGCUGAGUAUUCGUGAAUAAUAUUACGCGAACAACACUGUCUAUACCAUUCGCGACCACUUCGACGAAUCAAAGUGGACAAAAAAAAUCAAAUCAAUAGUUUCCAUAUUCGUUUAAUAACUUCAAUCUAGCCAUCACCAUCGUCAUGUUCCUUAUGCACCGGACAGUUCAGAUAUUCUGUGGACUAUAGCGUGCCUUUGUCUUGUUUGUGCUUGUUUCGUAAUAAAAGAUGUCGGAAAGUA
Messenger RNA from Rhipicephalus microplus (southern cattle tick), 3337 nucleotides. RefSeq names its product leukocyte elastase inhibitor A. The record is from RefSeq and is a predicted model, not a curated record. Gene Ontology annotation, biological process: negative regulation of endopeptidase activity. NCBI's taxonomy places the organism in Eukaryota, Metazoa, Arthropoda, Arachnida, Ixodida, Ixodidae. Gene Ontology annotation, molecular function: serine-type endopeptidase inhibitor activity.